AUACAUGAAUAAAAAUCUAUCUUGUGGGCCAUAUUUGGAGUGAAACCAUUUAGUAACAUGCUUAAAGUAUGAUGUUGACAGCAAAAUACUGAGGCAAAUUUGAUGUAUCAUGAGAUCAUGAAAGCGUUAAAGAAGACCUGAAAGGUCAGAAUUAAAAAAGGUCAAUAAUGGUAGAAGUAUAACGAAGGUCUAAGCAAUGGGAUAUUUAAUUUUCGCACUUCAUACCGUAUUCUGUAUAGUGGAAGCUUCUGUUAACAAAGGUGGAAUCCCUGGACACAAAUAUCUUCCAAUUGUCCAAACAGUUCAUGGAAUAAUCCAAGGUCAAACAGUGAUCAGUAAAGAUGGUCGCUAUUCUCAUCAAUACCUUGGCAUACCUUAUGCUACGCCGCCAAUUGGUCACUUAAGGUUUCAAAAACCACAGCCAUACACCGGGCAAUGGUCAGGAGUUUUGGAUGCUAGUAUGUUUCAGCCGUCAUGCAUGCAGCCCCGUCUUCCUCGGAGUGGCAGACGUGCAAUCGAUAUUUGGAACCCAGAAAAUGAAUUUAAAGAAAAUUGUUUAACUUUGAACAUCUGGACACCAUAUCCAAGACGAACGAAUUCCUCAGUUAUGGUAUGGAUUCAUGGAGACAGUUUUAUUAAAGGCAGUAGUUCUCUUCCAAUACAUAAUGGCAAGACAUUAGCCUCGCAUGGAGACGUGAUUGUGGUCACAUUCAACUACAGAUUAGGAGCACUGGGAUUUCUUGCAACUGGAGACAACAGAAUAGAAGGUAACAUGGGUUUAUAUGAUCAAAGAAUGGCGUUAUUUUGGGUAAAAAAGAACAUCCAAGUUUUCGGUGGAAAUCCUAAUUCUAUAACAAUAUUUGGUGAAAGUUCCGGAGCAGCGAGUGUUGGAUUUCAUCUGUUAGCGCAAUCAGGUGAAAAUCUUUUUCACAGAGCAAUUUUACAAAGUGGAUCUCCCAUUGCUUACUGGGCGAGUAUGAGCAAGGCUCAGGCCAGUCAACGACUGAAGAAAUUUUUGAAAAAGCUGAAAUGCGAAGACGAUGGUAAUUUACGAAACUGUCUUUCCCAAAUUCCAGCUGAGGUGAUCGUCCGAGCACAGCAAGAUCUGGCGUCCGUUCAGUUCGGUCACUUUACUUGGGUCCCUGUUAUUGAUCACAUAUUAAUUGGAGAUAAUCCUCGAUAUUUAAUAAAAAACCUCCCUAAGAAAAAAGUUAAUGUUCUUCUUGGAACGAAUAAAAAUGAAGGUAGUCGUUGGAUGGUGUACCUCCUAAAUUUUCUCAGAUACAAGCGGCCAUUCAAGUUAAAGACAAAACAACUUCGUUCUCUUAUCGAUCAAGUAUUUUAUGAGCUUUCUGAUGCUGCACGCAGCAAGAUAAAAGAAUUUUACUUUAAAUUUGCACAUAAUAAAACAACACCGACAUUUAAUCGUGACCUUUACCAGAUCUUAUUGGAAGAUAGACACAUGUAUUGUCCAAUGCUGGAUAUGGCUAAAGCCUUGUCAGGAACGGACGUUAAUGACGUUUUUAUGUACCGAAUGAAACAUCGUUCACGCAGAGAAAACUGGCCAAAGUGGAUGGGCGUGGUUCAUGGAACUGAUUUGCAGUAUGUGCUUGGCGCACCAAUAGAGGAGCCACGUGUGUUUAACGAUAAAGAACGGAAAUUAUCUUUACGAAUGAUGAGCUACUGGUCAAACUUUGCCAAGUAUGGGAAUCCCACAGCUGGUCAAAGAAAUGUACUUCCAAAAUGGCCAAAAUUUGAAAAUACCACAGGGAAAUUUGUAAAGUUCAAAGUAAUGGAUAAUUUAGAAAUUGGUCAAAAUUUCCGCGAUGAGAAUUGCGCUAUUUGGAGAGAGAUUGAGACAGAAGCUCUGGAGUAUGAAUCCGAUAAAAAAUCCAUUAUAUCUGAGUUUCCAAGUGAAAAUGAAGCAUUCGAUAUUGGAGAAAGCUUCUAUUAUAAUGUAUUCUGAAUUGCAGCACUAAAAAUUGCGACAUCGAAAUGAAAGUGAGAGAUGAUGACGAAACAUUCAAACUUCACUAUAUGCAUGAAGAUGUUUUUAUUGAAAACCAUACGAUCCCAUGCAUAAAAUUCAGCUA
Dendronephthya gigantea is the source of this 2093-nucleotide messenger RNA. RefSeq names its product acetylcholinesterase-like. NCBI's taxonomy places the organism in Eukaryota, Metazoa, Cnidaria, Anthozoa, Malacalcyonacea, Nephtheidae. The transcript is spliced from 8 exons. The record is from RefSeq and is a predicted model, not a curated record. The coding region runs from base 197 to 1966 and encodes 589 amino acids. Gene Ontology annotation, molecular function: cholinesterase activity.